GCAGCUCUCUUCCAAGUGGGCUCAGGGUCUUGUCUCCAGCUGUGAGCAUCAGUCAGAAUGGGCUGGAGAUAACUAUCCAAUGUUUUAUUGGGAUUUCACCCAGGAAUGAGGGUGGGAGAGAGGAAGAGAGAGUGUGGGGGACGGGGAUUUAUAACUUGGAGGGAACAAGAGAGGAAAAUACACCACAGAAACUGGAAUUGUCUGUUUAAUGAAUUCUCUGCCUCACUGACAGUGAACUGUUUGGUUAUCUCCUGUCACAGGGACUGGAAGAGGAGGGCUCACACCAAGGAAACCCAAAACAAAGCACCAGGUCAAGGUCUGGGCAGUGACACUCAGGAGCUGAAAAUCACUGCCCCCUGACUGUGGAAGGAGAAAUGUUUGUCUGAGGGGAAAGGUUCCAAACAUCAGUGUGACUGGAAGGGCACCGAGACGCAGACACACCUGACCGAGAGCGUUCCAGCGAACCGACUGUGGAAGGAGCUUUCCUUUUUUUCGCAUGACUGCAAAAAUAAAUUGCACCGUUUAAAGUGGGGCGAAGGCGCACAUGUGUUUUGGGCCUGGCUCAGGAUUUAACUGAUCCUUCAGUGUGGACGGAGCACAAAAGACCCUGGCACCAUGGAGAAACCAUGUAAAUGUGUGGAGUGCGGGAAAGGAUUCAGAUUCCCAUCCCGGCUGGACGUUCAUUGGCGCAAACACACUGGGGAGAAGCCAUUUACCUGCACCAAGUGUGAGAAGGGAUUUGCACGUUUAUGCAGCUUACAGAUACACCAGAGAACUCACACUGGCGAGAAAUUGUUCACUUGCACCAAGUGUGGUAAGGGGUUCGCUCAUUUAUCCAGUUUACAUGUACACCAGAGAACUCACACUGGGGAGAAACCGUUCAUCUGUACCAAGUGUGGUAAGGAGUUUGCUCAUUCAUCAACUUUACACGUUCACCAGAGAAUUCACACUGGGGAGAAACCAUUCACCUGCUCUGAGUGUGGGAAGGGCUUUACUCAGUCAUCAAAGUUAUAUCGACACCAGAGAACUCACACAGGGGAGAAACCAUUCAUCUGCUCUGACUGUGGGAAGGGAUUCACUCGGCUAUCCACCUUGCAGAUGCACCAGGGAAUACACUCUGAAGAAAAAAUGUUCACCUGCACCAACUGUGAGCAAAGAUUUGCUCAUUUAUCCAGCUUACAGGCACACCAGAGAAGUCACACUGGGGAGAAAUCAUUCAUCUGCACCACAUGUGGUAAGGGGUUCGCUAAAUCAUCUGGAUUGCAUGUACACCAGAAAGUUCACGCAGAGGAGAAGCCAUUCACCUGCUCUGACUGUGGAAAGGGAUUCACUGAGUUGUCCACUUUACAGGUGCACCUGAGAACCCACACUGGAGAGAAACCGUUCACCUGCCCUGAGUGCGGGAAGAGAUUCUCUCAGUUAUCCAGCGUCAAUCGACAUCAGAGAACUCACACUGGUGAGAAACCGUUCACGUGCUAUGAGUGCGGGAAGAGAUUCUCUCAGUUAUCCAACUUAAAUCAACAUCGGAUAACUCACAAGGGAGAAAAGCCAUUCACCUGCCCUGAGUGCGGGAAGGGAUUCACUCAGUUAUCCAACUUACAUUCACGCCAGGGAGCUCACUCUGGGAAAAAAACUUUCACCUGCUCUGAGUGUGGGAACGGGUUUGCUCAGUCGUCCAAGUUAUGCGAACACUGGAGAAUUCACACUCUGGAGACACCAUUCAUCUGCUCUGGCUGUGGGCAGGGAUUUGUUCAGUCAUCCACCUUACAUGUACACCAGCAAAGUCACGCAGGAGAAAGACCGUUCACUUGCCUCAAGUGCGGGAAGAGUUUCACUCAGUUAUCCAACUUACAGCAACACCAGAGGACUGACUGUCAGCCGCGCACUACCAGGCAGGCAAGCUCCCAUCCGGAGUGAGAGACAGUCCGACAAACUGAUGACGUGGUAACAGCUGCAGUGCCUGUGUUUCCUCCUGCCUGGUAUGGCAUGAGAUCUGCCAUCACCUGCACAAUCUACGGAUAUGGUCCAGAGGAUGGAGUCAUCACAGUAAUAACUGUAGGCUAAAUAAUUUUCAUUGUUCACCGGGUGAAGAGUACCUUGCUGAACAUUACAUGCACAUGUAACAACAACCCACGUACUCCCAUCUCCAGGGAACAGGAACUUAGUCAUCUCUAUCCCACCUGGCUACUGUUUGCUCCAAAACAACUACUGUUACUCUGUGACAUAGUUAAAAAUCACACACGACAUCAGGUUAUAGUCCCACAGGUUCAUUUGGAAGGACACACUUUCAUAGCGCUGUUCCUUCAUGAGGUAGCUAGUGGAGUAAAGUCAUAGGGCACAGAAUUCAUGGCACCUCCACAUCAUGACUGUAUGAUGUGGAAUCGCACCGUACCCUUCGAUUACUGUGCAACAUUAGAUGGCAAUAACUACACCUCACUGUUGUCCUGAAAUAAGACUAUCGGAAGGCAGUGUCUAAAGUAGGCCUUGUCUAACAGUAGCUCACAUGAAAAUUGGUGUAAUAUCUUGCUUUUAAAUGGUGUUGGCUACUAUUCCAUAGAAUCCCUGCAGUGUGGAAACAGGCCCUUCAGGCCAACAAAUCCAUCCUGACCCUCUGAAGAGUAACCCACCCAGACCCAUUCCCCUAUUAUCCUACAUUUACCCCUGACUAAUGCACCUUGAACAUUAUGGGCAACUUAGGACAGCCAAUUCACCCUAACCUGCACAUCUUUGUGACUGUGGGAGGAAACCGAAGCACCCGGAGGAAACCCACGCAGACACGGGGAGAACGUGCAAACUCCAACACAGAGUUGUCAGAGGAGGGUUCCUGGCGCUGUGAGGCAGUACCACUAACCACAGCCACCGUGCCAGCCAAAGCUAGCAUCUUGUACCAAGAUGUUAGAGAGAUAUGGGACAUGCAUUCUGGCGUGUGAGCUUACAGUGGAGUGAGUGGAAGGGCCUAUCCAAAACAUAUAGAUACCCCAUCUUCACUUGUAUGAUGCAUAUAUCCCAGUGGCAAAACAAAAUAUGGUUUUGACUGUGACAGCGGAAAUAACUAAUGGAAAAAAAAUUCCCCUUCUAUUGGUGUCCUGUUAACGUUAUAGAGGUGCGGUAGAAGCAGUGUACUCGGUUUCAUUCUAGAUGGAGCAGGGACAGCAACUUUACGAAAUGGGAUUGCUAAAGUUGGGCAACUCACUAUCAAAUUAGCUGCUGGUUGGACCAAGCCAUUAGCACAUAGAGAUUGAGCAGAUUGGUCUCUGACCAACAUAGUUUGGAGGUUUUGCUGAUAGCCUAUCUAGGGCCUCACACUUAGGUGGAUCUUAAUGCAGAAGUCUUCUGAACAUGGUGCAAUAUGUUAGAGGGAUUUGACACACGAACUAACCACCUCGUUGCUAUCCAAACUUCUGUACUGUUCGAAACGGUUAUUUAGUCUCGUACAUGCUAACUUAAUGCUUAGAAGUGAUGCAUUAAAAUCUAAUU
Hemiscyllium ocellatum (epaulette shark) is the source of this 3477-nucleotide messenger RNA. Its product is annotated as gastrula zinc finger protein XlCGF26.1-like. The transcript has 2 exons. Gene Ontology annotation, biological process: regulation of DNA-templated transcription. Gene Ontology annotation, molecular function: DNA-binding transcription factor activity, RNA polymerase II-specific; RNA polymerase II cis-regulatory region sequence-specific DNA binding. Lineage: Eukaryota; Metazoa; Chordata; Chondrichthyes; Orectolobiformes; Hemiscylliidae. Bases 616 to 1917 code for a protein of 433 amino acids. The record is from RefSeq and is a predicted model, not a curated record.